AUGUUAAUCUCCUUGAUCCUGCCAGCGGUGCUCCUCGCCAGCCCCGCUGCCGGUCAAACACUCAACAUUCCAAGCCGAAGCGGUUCCAUCAUCUCUCUACCGGCGCCGAGUGUGAUAUCUGGGUCGAGGGAUUUUGGCAACAAGGAGUACGAUCGCGGACGCUCGUGCAACACCGACGUUGAGACUCCCGGCGGCCACCCCGUCUUCGUACUUGAGAAUGGCGCCACUAUCAGCAACGUCAUUAUUGGUGCUGGCCAGGUUGAAGGAGUUCACUGCAGAGGUGCCUGCACGCUGAAGAAUGUCUGGUUUCGCCAAGCUUGUGAAGAUGCUAUUGUGCUCAGUGGCAAUGGCGACAUCCUCGUCGAGGGAGGCGGUGUCCGUGGAGGUGCCAGCAACACGAUCUCGCACCUGGGCCGAGGAACAGUCACGGUCAAAGAUUACACCGUCAUCAACGGGAAUCGUCUUUACCGCUCAUGCGCCAACUGUGCAAACAAUGGUGGUCCGAGAAACUUGGUGGUGGCCAACAUGAAGGCCAACAAUGUCAAAUUACUUGCCGGCAUCAACUCGAACUUCGGAGAUAUUGCCACAAUAUCUGGGUCCUGCGGUACCGGUGUUACAAAGGUCUGCCAGGAGUAUAAAGGUGUUGAAAAGGGCCAGGAGAGUCCCAAGGUCACCACUACUGCAAACUGCAGGGACCAAACGAGUCUGGAUAUCUGUUAG
Colletotrichum scovillei is the source of this 720-nucleotide messenger RNA. Its product is annotated as pectate lyase. The coding region runs from base 1 to 720 and encodes 239 amino acids. Gene Ontology annotation, cellular component: extracellular region. Gene Ontology annotation, molecular function: pectate lyase activity. Gene Ontology annotation, biological process: pectin catabolic process. The record is from RefSeq and is a predicted model, not a curated record. The transcript has 2 exons. NCBI's taxonomy places the organism in Eukaryota, Fungi, Ascomycota, Sordariomycetes, Glomerellales, Glomerellaceae.